AAUGGAUUUUGUCACCGGCUUGCUGGCCGAACCAAGUGGAAGCGACGUGGUCACUUCGCGCCAUGUCGCACGACGAUCACAGCCGAAGAAACCAAACGCCUGUUCAUCUUGGUCCUCGUUCGCCUGCAUGGUAUCCCUACGGCGAUCAUCACGGACAGAGACCUGAAAUUCACCUCGUGCUUCUGGCAAGACACGUGGGACCAAUACGGCACUCGCCUACAGUUCUCAUCUGCCUAUCACCCGCAAAUCGACGUUCAGACAGAACGGACAAAUCAGACCAUGGAACAGUUGAUUCGCACGAACUGCCCGGAUAUCAGCAAGUGGGAAGAUUCGCUACCCAUGCUGGAGUUUUCCUACAACAAUGCACCCUCCUCCACGACCAAUCAUUAGCCCUUUUUCCUGAAUUAUGGGAUAGAUCUGACAGUACCCAUUUCCACCAACGUCAGAAGCCAAAAUAGGCCAAGCCGACCAGAGGCGA
Closterium sp. NIES-67 is the source of this 478-nucleotide messenger RNA. The record is from the annotation of a GenBank genome assembly. Lineage: Eukaryota; Viridiplantae; Streptophyta; Zygnematophyceae; Desmidiales; Closteriaceae.